Messenger RNA from Podarcis lilfordi (Lilford's wall lizard), 27235 nucleotides. Lineage: Eukaryota; Metazoa; Chordata; Lepidosauria; Squamata; Lacertidae. The record is from the annotation of a GenBank genome assembly.
GGGAAGGCGAAGGCGGAGCCACCGCGCGGCAGAACCAGAAAGCGCCAUGGCUCGGCCGAGAAGCGGAGGGCUGUUGCUGCGGCGCCUUCUCUCGCAGCUCUCCCGCUCCGCGCAGGGGGGAGCAACGCUGCGGGUCUCCCAGGCGCCGGCUGCUUCCUACGGGUAAAUUCCCUGUUGAGACGGGGCGGACAGACGAGGCGGGGGAGGCUCUGCAGCCUCAGCGACUUAGAGACGGGAAGGCGGGGGAGGGACUGUGCGCGCGCGCAGUCGGUGGCUUCCGACGACCACGGGGCGGUGGGCAGAACGUUGAAGGACGGGGGAGGAGACCCGUGCGUGCCUAACGUGGAAGGUUAGAGAGCAUAGCGCGCAGCCCGGUGGUUCCCAAACUUUUUUUCUCUGGGCCACACUUUCUGCAUAAAGAUUUGCUCGCGCCACACCGAUAUUAUUUUUAAAUUUAAUUUAAUAUUAAUUUAAUAUUUGUUUGUUUGUUUGUUUGAUAAGAAAUACAUCGGAAAACAAAGAGAAAUAACUCCUAGCCAUAAAUAAAUAAAAAAUACUUGCAGAUAGCUCGGUUCUGCACCCCCUAACAUAAAUCCUGGCCGCGCCCAGUGCACGGCCUCUUUUAUCACAUGAUCACGGGACAUCCAGAAAGUACCAUGUGAAAACAGCACAGUUGCAGAAGAACAGGAAUCCUUUCCAAGAUUUGAUUAUAAGCAAGCACCAUAUGCACUAUAAAUAGCUGAACGAGAGCUGUGAGCUUGCAGUAUUGCAGUUGUUGCCCCUGCGAUUCGGUUUUCCUUCCCAAAUAAACAUAUAAAGCUGGUUCAGUUGCUGGUAUCACGCUUCCCCGCUCCCCAGUCCAAUGUCUAGAUUAGUGGAUCCAUUAUCUUUUAGUGCCUUUGUUAGUCAUUAACUCAACAGACUGGCAGAUACUGACUAAAACAGCAGAUACUGACUAAAACAAGGGAAUUAACGGAAGCAAGGCCAUGUUGAGCAUUUUAUUGGAAGCUCAGGAGAAUAUUAUGCAUUCUGGGUGCCAUUCCUUAAAGAAGUAUAACUCCAGAACAGGAGAGUUGGAAUCCAACAUUUAUCUGUCAGGGGAGCCUGACAGAACCCUGGGAGCGAUGUUUUAAUAUAACUCGAAAUGGUUGCUCCGUUCCUUUAAGAGCAUCAAAUCUCAGUUUUACUUUUUUUCUGCACCUAUACGCCUAUUUAAUAACUAAAAUACCAGCAUGCAAUUAGUAAGUGACAUUACUCGCUUCACAACGGGAUGUAAUUGAUAGUUCUGAAUUUGGAGAUCUGUGUGGGAGAAGAAACUCAGAUCAAAUGAGGCUGAAGGAUUUGGUUUACAAAUGUCGCAGUAACGCACUGCUGUUCCUCAUCUUUUGUAGAGUAAAGUCAUACCUCGGGUUGUGCGAUUUCGGGUUGCACACCGUGCCGAAAUCGGAAGUACCGGAACGGGUUACUUCCAGGUUUCAGCACUUGCGCAUGCGCAGAAGCGCUAAAUUGCGCUUUGCGCAUGUGUAGAAGCACCGAAUCCUGACCCGCGCGUGCGCAGACGCGGGGGUUGUGGGUUGCGAAUGCUGCAGGUUGCAAAUGUGCCUCUCACACGGAUCACGUUUGCAACCCGAGCGUCCACUGUACCCGGAUUUUAAGUCAACAAUCCCAGCAGUUAAAUCUGUUCUGGAGUUCUCCUCCGACCUGCCUCUGGAGCAGAUUUGGGGUGGGGGGUUGCACAAAGAAAGGAGAGAGGGGUCCACUGCAUAAACAAAAAUCCUUGCACUUACAGAACCAUUUUGCUGGAUAGCAGCCCCCUGUGUUUCCAUACAGGAGGAUGCUUCAUUUGUUUAUUCCCCAGCAGCUGAAGGCCCAUCCUCCUUCAAAAGCUGGCAAAGCACUGAGUAAAUCUUUCACAGUCUGCUAAAAGAACAGCCUCAGAGCACAAUUCUGUUUUUCUAAUUUUUGGCAACUUCACUCCUAUCGCACAGGACAAAAAAUUCCAUCCGUACCUAAACUGCAAACAACCGCACUUUAUCCUUCUUUCACUAACAGCAUCAGUCUUAACAGUAAGACUGGGCAGUCUGAUCCUCCAAUUAAGGUGUUAUAAAGCUAAAAUGUUAUUUGUUUGGGGGGGGGCUGAUAUUUCCUCUAGCACUUCAGUAACCUCAGCUAAAGUUGAAGUGAAUGGCGUCCGACUACAUUAUCAGCAAACGGGAAGUGGAAGCCAUGCUGUCCUGCUUCUCCCUGGAAUGUUAGGUUUGGAUCUUUUUGUCUUACGUCUUUGGUCUUUGUCUUAUGUUUGUGGUCUUUCUCGGUGAUGUUCUUUUCCUCGAUAAGACAUAUAUACACAAGAACCAGGCUUACUCAUACCAUUCACACUCUUAUAGAGUGGCAAUGAUUUUUUAAAAAUCUUGUAAGGAGCUAAGAACAACUCAGUCCACCAACUUUUUCUCACAGUGGUCACCCAGACCAGCUGGACCCAAGUACAACUUUCCCCACUUUUGAUUCACAGUCAUCCUGCCUCAGACAGUGGAGACUGAGCAUAGCCAUCAUACAGAAGUAAUCCAUUUUGUAGCUAAGAUAUAAGGCGCCUUCUGUGCCACUUAUUUAAUUCAGGAGUGUUCACAGACUUCUACAUGUUUGUUUACCUAUUUAGGCCAAAUAUGCAGUUUUUAAGAAUGUAGAACUAGAACUGGAUUUGAAAGAGGCAUUGCUUGCCUGGGUGUAGAGACGUUUUUCUUGCCUCUGGUCAAACAGGUGUUUGCAAGGAUGCCAAAGGUAAAAAGAGGAUGACAGGUGUGCAGGUGAGGAGCAGCACCCCUUAAUUCCAAGCUGCUUUCAAUUCUCCGCAAAAGCUAUUGCCUCAUCUCUUAUUUCAACAUAGAGAGGGCUAGACAAAGGCAUAGAAGAGAAGGCUUUUGAUGGUUGUUAGUCAUGAAAUCUAUUGCUCUGCUCCCACAGUUAGAGACCUUAAUGCUUCUCUGCUGAGAACCACAGGAAGGGAGAGGGCUUGGGUCCUCAAUGUGAGCAUCCCAUGGGCAUCUGAUUGUCCCAUAUGAGAACAAGAUGUUGGCUGUGAUGGGCCAUUGGGCUCUUCUUAUGUUCUUAUGCACAUAUCCCACCAUGUGGUCUUCCUUGGUGAUGAGAGUUAUCACGCAAGCUACACCUGUUGAAUUUCCCCCUUCUCCGCAACUGUCAAAUGAGUCCUGACCUCUCUUGCACCAAGCCACUACAGUGUAACCAAGAACAAUUCUUAGAACAAGUCUGGUGCAUUGGGCGACAUUUCCCUGGUCAAAAGGUGUCCUCAUACCAUUGAUUGUAAGCAUAUGGGGCAUAGAUAUUAAGUACAGUGGUACCUUGGGUUACAAACACAGCCCCAGGAUGUCAACAGAAAUCACGCUCUGGUGGCACGGCGGCAGCUAAAGUGGUACCUCAGGUUAAGAACGGUUUCAGAUUAAGAACGGACCUCCGGAACGAAUUAAGUUUGUAACCAGAGGUACCACUGUAAAUAUAGCUGUUGGGGCUUAAUUUCCAAUUGCUCAUCGUUGUAAGAGAGUAUCUGUGACUGUGGUCAGUAGCUGUAGGAUAUUAUGUCAGAUCUGUAACUCCUUGAGCAGAGAAAUAAAGACACAAAGUUGGUUUAUUGGGUGGUACCCAUAAGGCAGAGUUUCCUUUUAAACUUAAAAUGUGCAUACCAGUCCUUUUUUUUUAGAAAAAGAGGUGCCAGAACUCACUGUUGUUCUCUUAUAAUGGCAAUGGCGUCCACUUCAGCGGUGCUAGGACUGAGUUCCAGCUGAAAACAGCCCUGGGCAUAACGAUUGUCUGUUUUGGUGCAAUUAUUUCACCUAUUUUUUGUAGGGAGUGGCCAGACCGAUUUUGGACCACAGCUGAAGUCUAUGAACAAGCAGCAAUUCACACUUGUAGCCUGGGAUCCUCGCGGGUAUGGAAAGUCAAUCCCCCCACUUCGAGAUUUUCCUGAAGAUUUUUUUGAAAGAGAUGCAAAAGAUGCUGUGGACUUGAUGCAGGUAAAUUUGUCCUUCUAAGGAACACCCUUUGGAGAACUGAAGUGUUCCUUCCCUGGGGUAUUAGAAUGUUAGUUGUGGGAGUAAACACAGCAAGCAAAACUUGAGACUCAGAGUUUGUGGCUCAGAAACUUUAUGAAAAUGAUUAACUGUUUAGUAGCAGGAUAUCUCUGUUGCAGGACACCUCUGUCUCCUUUUUGCUUUAGCAACCUAUUCCUUUCAAAGACUAUUCAGCUUAAUUCCUUUUUUAAAAAACUCACCUUUAUAUAUAGCCUAUUCAAACACAAAAACAAGUGUAUUAGCACCCAAAAUGCAUGUCACUAAAACUUUCGAUUCAUUCGCAUGUAAUUGAAGGAAACAACUUAAAGCGGUACCAUAUUUUUUGCUCUAUAGGACGCACCGGACCAUAGGAGGGGGAGAACAGGAAAAAAAACCUCUCCCCCUCUCUGCUCGGAGCCCCUUCCAUUUCUCCUCCCGCUUCGCUGAAGGGGCACUGCACAGCUCUCCCUUUCUGCUGAAGCUGGGAGAGUCUUGCUCUCCCGGCUUCAGCAAAAGGAACCCAAAGCCUUUGGAGCGCAUCGCGAGUUCCCGCUGUGCUCCAAAGGCUUCAGGCGGCUAUCCCUGAAGCCUGUAGAGUGCGCACCGACCCCUCUCGCUCUCCAGGCUUCAGCGAAAGCGUUGCUAUCACUGAAGACAAGGAGCCUGCAUUCGCUCCAUAGGACGCACACACAUUUCCCCUUAAUUUUUGGAGGGGAAAAAGUGCAUCCUACAGAGUGAAAAAUACGGUACAUGGUAGAGGGUGCCGAAUCUUUUUCUCUCAUAGCUCUUAACAGCCAGUCUUACUUCUGGAGAAAAACACCUGGAGAAACACAAAGAGGAUUGAGAAGAGAGAAAAUGAGGACCAAAUGGGUUGGCCUAAAUGGUUAAGGCAGUGUUAGCCCUACAAUCUGGUGACCCAAUUAAUCUCCCCUCCACCUCCAGAAUGAGCAUGGUUCUUGCCCUAGCAUGUGGCAACGAACCCUCAGAGGAUGUUCUAGUAGCCUUCAUACACACCUACCAUCAUGGCUUGGCACCAACCAUCAUGACUGAAGUGGCAGGCCUCUCUGUGCUUCGCAGAAGCAUCUAGCAGGAUUGGCACCCUAUGAGGCAAGAUGUAUGGGCUACUCUCACUCAAAGCACAAGGGAAUGGCUGUCAUCCCUACUCUAUUUUAAUUUUACAAAGGUUUGGAUAUUCCUUUAGAUCACGGUUUCCCAAAUUUGGCUCUCCAACUGUUUUUGGACUACAGCUCCCAUCAUCCUUCCCGCCCCCCAAAUUUUUUAAUUGAUUUUCCACAUAUAUGACAAAAAUAAAAAAGCAAAAAUACACAUAAACUAACACAACACAACAAACUAAACAAUAAACUAAACACAAAGAAAAUUUGUUUCUUCAAAUCUAAUUCUUGUUACAUUGAUAACUGGCUUCCUCAUAUCCCCUCUAACUGAAUUUCAUUGUAUCACCUGUGUAACAGUUCUCCCAAAUCAUAUUUCUAAUAAAAUUAACUUUCAUUUACUAUCUUCUUCUCUUUUAUUAAUAUUCUAAUCAUUAAUAUUUACUACCACAAAUUCUUAUUCUACCCCAAGCCUAUUUAUUACUUCCAAGAAUUUUCUAUUUAUCUUAUAUUACAAUAUUUAGCUAAAUAUUCUUUAAAUUUCUUCCAAUCCUCAUGUAUCUCCUCCUCCUUCUGUUCGCGGAUUCUUCCAGUCAGGUCGGCCAGCUCCAAAAAGUCUAACAUCUUCAUCUGCCAUUCUUCUAUUCUUGGUAUCUCUUGUGAUUUUCAAUUUUUGGCUAAUAAAAGUCUUGCCGCUGUAGUGGCAUACAAAAGCAGUCUAACAUCUUUUCUGGGCAGUUUCAAUCCUAUUAUUCCAAGUAGAAAGGCUUCUAGUUUCUUAAUAAAUGUAUUUUUCAACAUUUUUUUCAACUCAUUAUAAAUCUUUUCCCAGAAGUCUUUCACCUUAGGACACGUCUACAGCUCCCAUCAUCCUUAUCUAGCAGGACCAGCAGUCAGGGAUGAUAGGCAUUGUAGCCCGAAAACAUCUGGAGACUCAAGUUUGGGAAACACUGCUUUAGAUGAUCUGGAAGAAGGGAGCUGCCUUCCCUCUUGUAGGUUGUCAGGAUACAAUAUGGGAGUGGCUAAUCUGUGACCCUCCAGAUAUUGCUGGACUACAACUCCCAUCUUUCCUGACCAUUGGCCAUUCUGGCUGAGCUGGUGGGUGCUCAAGACCAUCAACAUCUGAAAGGCCACAAGUUAGCAACCCCUGAUCUAGCAAGCCUCCAGUACCAUAGAUGAAAUUUAGUAGGUGCAACAUAGCCAAACUCCCACCACUUGUAAAUUCCCUUGAUUUCGAUGGGGAAGGGUUGCUUCUGAAGAGACUUGUGUCUUCAGGUAAAGCCAUUCAGCUGUAAAAACCAGUUAUUUCCAGUCUGUUUCCCUGUACUAAACAAGGCACUGAAGUUUAAGAAGUUCUCCUUGCUGGGAUGGAGUGACGGUGGAAUAACAGCACUCAUUGCUGCUGCAAGGAAUCCAACUCUUAUCCACAAAAUGGUGGUUUGGGGAGCCAAUCCCAGCGUUUCAGAGGAGGACGUGAAACUUUACAAUGGUAUGUAUUAGAUGAAUGUAGAAAGGGUAAGUUGACGUUUUUCUUUAAUUUUCUUUUCUAAACUACCAUAAACAUUUCAAAAAUUGAAGUAAUGUAAGCUCGAAGAAUUCACGAUUCAGCUAUAUUCGUAGCUGUCAGAAAGGAAGCUUGGUUACUAAAUGUGAAACUUAAUGCUCCAAUAUAAUAAAAAUGCAUUACAAUGAAAAUAUCAUAAUGGUCUAUUAUAAGAAAAACUUUUCCCAUUGUACUCAUAAUAUAUGUGAGGAGAAAAUGGAUUAUCCACCUGUUCAGCUCCCUACAAUACUUGUUUUUUUCUUAUUAAAUAGUUAACGAUAAAUCAGAAAAAGAUUGUUUUGCACCAGUUGAAUAAGCAGCAAAUAGAAUUAAAAGCCUUCUUGAAUCAAGUAUCAUGGAUUGUGGUUACAAAAAGAAAAAAGAAAAAAAUUGUUUUAAGGAACAGUUGAAUUGCUCUUGAACCUAAAUGUGGGGGUGGGGAACUACUAUAAUUAACAACCCUGCAGAAAAAGAAUUCAAUUUAAAACUAAACAUUUUCACAUUUUCUGCUACAUUUAAAAAAAACUCUGUAAAAAUUUAAGUGUGAGAGCUUCUAGCAGUGAGAUGAGAUCUUAACAUACUGCUGUAUUGUUGCUGGUGCUUUUAGCUUAUUCAUAAACGACCAAGUUGAGCAGUGAGGCAGCCAAUACGCUAAUGACAUCCAAUUAUUCGGGGUAGUAAAGACAAAAAAAAAAAAGGAUUGCAGAGUGAACUGUAUUUAUCCAAAAUGGAUGAAUGGAUGAGAAAAUGCCAAGUGCAACUCAGAGUAAGGGUCAAGUGAAGUACUGUGGAACAAAAUAUCCUAACUUCACAUUAUACUGGGAUUGCCAUAUGUCCAGAAAUUCCAGGACAUGUCCUCUAUUGGGGGGUGUACAUGGCCACCUGGAGGGAAAUUUAUGUUUUAAAGCAAAUGUCUGGGAUUAAAAAAAUAAAAAAGAAAAAAUGGGGGUGCACAGGUGGCUCUGAUUCAGCCUCUGGCGCAGCUUGGGUUCUGUUGCAGCCACGAGUGGUUUGGGCUUGGCAGCGGCAGACAGCAUUGGGGCUAUUGCGUGAAUGCCCCCCCCAAAUCUCAACAACUAUGUCUGGAUUUUUACCAACCCUACAUUAUACACUGGUGGGGCCCCAGCUAACAGUUACUGACCAAGAAAGGGAUUGAAGGAUGUGAGGGAAAGCUCAAUUUAAAUGCUGAUCCAGUGUUUACCGUAUUUUUCGCUCCAUUGGACGCACCGGACCAUAGGACGCACCGGACCAUAGGAGGGAGAGAACAGGAAAAAAAUUUUUUUCUUGUUCUCCCCCUCUAAAACAAGGUGCGUUCAAGGUACAUUCACCAGAGCUUAGGGGCUGGCGGUGGGGAAGCGCUGCUUUCCCCCACCGCCAGCCUCAAAGAUCCCUGAAGCCUUUGGAGCGCAGCGCCCCGCUGCCCUGCAGAGGUUUGCGCGCAGCCGUCCCCAAGCUAGAGCAGCGGGAUGGAGCCCUCCGUCUCGCUGUUCUGGCUUGAGAACAGCCUUGCUAGCUUCUGCAGGACAGCGGGGUGAAGGCACCCCGCUGCCCUGCAGAGGUUUGCGCGCAGCCGUCCCCAAGCUAGAGCAGCAAGACGGAGUGCUCCGCAGUGCUCCGUCUUCCUGUUCUGGCUUUGGGCUUAGCGGCGCAGCCUGCAUUCGCUCUAUAGGACGCACACACAUUUCCCCUUAAUUUUUGGAGGGGAAAAUGUGCGUCCUAUAGAACGAAAAAUACGGUAAAUGCUGUGGAAAUGGCGAAAUUCUAGUUCGCAAAAGAGAUUGAAAAUGCAGUUACCAUACCCAUCUAUGGUGCAGACAGCCUUGGAAUACUGUGUACAGUUCUAGUUACUGAAGCGAAGAUAGGAUACAGUAGAGUUGGAAAAAGUGCAACCAAAAUGAUUAGGGGUGGGGCUAAAUCCAGUCCAUUGUGGGGAAAGGUUAUGAUGUUUGGUGCCUUUUAGCCUAGAAAGAAGGUGAGUAAUGGGGGCAUAAUAAAGAUGUAUUAAAAUUAUCUGGAGAAAGUGGGUAGAAGUUCUGUCUCUCUCAAAAUACUAGAAUAGAGCUGGAUUCAUGUUUAAUUGUGUGAAUCAAUUUGCAUUGACCCUGCCCACCGCUGGCAUGAAGCUCUGAAAAGUUAGCCAUGGAAGGGCAUUGAGGCCCUUGGGCUGCAAAAGGUUCCCCGCUCCCCCAUAAUAAGACAGGAUUUUGAUACUUCUUUUAACAUACACAUUUCCGCCUGGAGGCGGUUGGAGGAUGGAUGGUUGAAUCCUGACAAGACAGAAGUACUGUUUUGGGGGGACAGGAGGCAGGCGGGUGUGGGGGAUUCCCUGAUCCUGAAUGGGGUAACUGUGCCCCUGAAGGACCAGGUGCGCAGCCUGGGAGUCAUUUUGGAAGCACAGCUGUCCAUGGAGGUGCAGGUUAAUUCUGCGUCCAGGGUGCUGUCUACCAGCUCCACCUGGUACGCAGGCUGAGACCCUACCUGCCCGCGGACUGUCUCGCCAGUGGUGCAUGCUCUAGUUAUCUCCCGCUUGGACUACUGCAAUGCACUCUACGUGAGGCUACCUUUGAAGGUGACCCGGAAACUGCAAUUAAUCCAGAAUGCGGCAGCUAGACUGGUGACUGGGACUGGCCGCUGGGACCACAUAACACCUGAGAGAUCUGCAUUGGCUCCCAGUACGUUUCCGAGCACAAUUCAGUGUGUUGGUGCUGACCUUUAAAGCCCUAAACGGCCUUGGUCCUGUAUACCUGAAGGAGCGUCUCCACCCCCAUCGUUCAGCCCGGACACUGAGGUCCAGCUCAGAGGGCCUUCUGGCGGUUCCCUCAUUGCGAGAAGUGAGGUUACAGGGAACCAGACAGAGAGGGCCUUCUCAGUAGUGGCACCCGCCCUGUGGAACACCCUCCCUUCAGAUGUGAAGGAAAUAAGCAGCUAUCCUAUCUUUAAAAGACAUCUGAAGGCAGCCCUGUUUAGGGAAGUUUUUAAUAUUUAAUGCUGUACUGUUUUUAACAUUUGAUUGGGAGCUGCCCAGAGUGGCUGGGGAAACUCAGCCAGAUGGGCGGGGUAUAAAUAAUAAAUUAUUAUUAUUAUUAUUUCAUUCCCUUGUCCGCAGCUAUCCGUGAUGUUUCAAAAUGGAGUGAAAGAGCCAGGCAGCCAAUGGAAGAAAUGUAUGGCCACGAUUACUUUAGCAAAACCUGCGCAGCCUGGGUGGAUGGAAUCUCCCAGUUUGCACAAAAACCAAAUGGUAAGAAAUCCUGCAGCUAAAAAGAGAUAGAGAGGCCGGCAAUGAUAAGCUUUAUGUCUCCGCCCUGUUUUGUUGCAUUUCAGUUCACUAUUAUCCAUCGCUGUAUCUCAGAAUCAUAUUUAUCCACAAACGUUCUUCCCAGGAAUCUUCCAGCAUUUAAAAAUUAAUGCUGACUUUGUGGGAUUAGAGGGAAAAGGUGGGAUACAAAUGCAAUCAUUUAAAAAUAACUGAAAUAUUACAAUGGGUCAGAUUUAACUAAUUUGUUCCAUUAGCAAAAGCCUACACAAGGGCUUCCAUUAGCACAAUGGAGGCUUGCCUUCACUUCCCUCAUGAUCCCACUUCCCAAAUUGGCUUGUAGGGUCAGGAAAAGCCCCAGAGCGGCACUGAGGAGUGGGCAGAAUGUCCUGUCAGCUGAAAUGUUUGCACUGAUUCACCUCAGCAGACAUUGAACUCCUCCCAUAGAUUAUAGCCACGUUUCACCAAGUGAUUAUUUAGAUCAGAGCUGAGGCUCUUCCUUUAGCAGCUAUGAAUGAACUUCCCCUCGCAAUUGUGUGUUCCUUUGGGAUGUGGGCAGCGCUGUGGUCUAAACCACUGAGCCUCUUGGGCUUGCCGAUCGGAAGGUUGCGGUUCAAAUCCCCGCGACAGGGUGAGCUCCCGUUGCUCUGUCCCAGCUCCUGCCAACCGAGCAGUUCGAAAGCACACCAGUGCAAGUAGAUAAAUAGGUACUGCUGCGAUGGGAAGGUAAACGGCGUUUCUAUGUGCUCUGGCUUCUGUCAUGGUGUCCCAUUGCACCAGAAGCAGUUUAGUCCUGCUGGCCACAUGACCCAGAAAGCUGUCUGUGGACAAACGCCGGCUCCUUUGGCCUGAAAGCGAGAUGAGCACUGCACCCCAUAGUCACCUUUGACUGGACUUAACCAUCCAGGGGUCCUUUACCUUUUACCUUUUGACACAGGGCUGCCAUGGGAUAAACUUUUCAAGUGCAGACCGUUUCCCCAGCUGUCAUUUUACCUUCCUUGUCAUAUGAAGUUUGUUUUUUACUGGUGACAGUUGGUUGGAAAAGCACCAUGCUACCUGCAAGGCGAAAGAAGCUUCUGAGCUGCUGAGAGUAGGAAUUGCGGGGGGUGGGGUGGAAACAUCCAGAUUCACCACCAUCAAUCUCUUAAGAGUUGGAUUGGCAAUCCACCUGCAAAUGAGGAACUGCCAUUUGAACACUUCUGCAACCUUGAAAUAACCGUCAUGCUAGCCAGAUCCGUACAUUUUGCUCGUGGUUCUGCUUUUCUAAGUAAGCAAGCCUGUUGCAACAUCUUGCAGGGGAAAUGACACACUGCCUAAUUGCACACAAGGUAUUUCUGCUUUUCUACUCCACCUUGCAGAAAAAAAUUAACAUUCCCUGCUUACACUUGUCUGCUUAAGUCAAUCAUUGCCAGUCUUAGUUUAAAAAAGCAAUAAUCGUUUGAGACUAAUUUCAAGGAGCUUUUUUAAAAAACAGAGCUUUCUUUUUAAAAAAGAAAAGCUUUCUGAAUGCUAAUGGCUGUUCAGUACAACAAGGACAAAGCGGUCGAAUCACUUGGAGGGCACAGAAUAGGCUGGCUACAAUCUCCUACCCACAUAUUCUGGGAGCAGCCCCCAAUGAACUCAGUGAGACGGACUUCUGGGUAAACCUAGAGCUGCAUUAUUACUAUCCCAGUCCCAGCUGGCGAGAAGCAGAGUGGCAUAUCAGCCACCGCAUCCCAGGUUCUGACAACCAGGGGAGAAGAGGUGGGGAAAAAAAAUUUGCUGCACCGGUUCCAGGCUGGCCUAGCCAAAGGAAGUGAGAAUUGGUUCCUUUGGGGGAAUCUGCAAGCCUGACACCAUUUCUGGCCUUUCUGCUGGCUACCACUUAAUGCUUUCCAUUAAGACCCACACCCACCCCACUAACAGAUUUCCACCUUCACCAUAGCCUAACACACACACCCCAGCAAUGCAGAUCAGGAGAUUAGGGCUACUCAGAUUAUUAGCCACUGUUUAAUUUCCUGAUGACACUUUCUCAGUGUUCCCAGGCCUUGCCAGCACAUCUUUUAAACUCCUGUAAUGUUGUCCUUUCUUUGUAAACCUGUAUAUGGUAUCAGGGUGGCGUAUAGGUCACAGAACUCAGUAAAUUGGGUUAUUUGGAACCUAAUUUAUUUUGUGUGUGCAGAACACAAAACAUCCUGCCUGCAUUAGCUGAGUCGACAUAUUUAACUCAAGAUUUAUAAGUGCCGACACUUGUGAUGGGGAAUAAAAGGAAACCGAAGCAAACUGCCCACAAAAGCAGAAUAAAAUUCUGACACAUAUUUUUAAGUACAAAUAUCAGUACAUGCUUGAACAGGUUGUCUUAAGAAUUCAGAACUAGAUGCUGAGAGAAGGGGGAAGAAAACCCUGGCAAUUUUGUCUGAAUCAGAGAGACUGGCACUCAUGGAAUUGCUCCCAUUGUAGUAAUUCCUGUUGCUGAUCCAGUUUCUACUAAACCAUUUUUUUUGCAGUCAGAAGAAUCAACUAUUUCACUUCCUUUGCAAGGAGGAAGUAGGUGGUGUUAGCAUCACAUUUCCCCAGUGAAGCAUAUUACCAUUUCAAAGUAAAUAAAUAAGGAAAUUAUCUUGACAUUUUUUUCCACUUCCCAUCCCCAGGCAGUAUCUGUCAGUCUUUGCUGCCUCAUAUUCACUGCCCAACGUUAAUAAUCCACGGAGAAAAAGAUCCCUUGGUUCCACGCUUUCACCCUGAAUAUCUUCACAAGCAUAUCAAGGGUUCACAGUAAGUCUGUUUUUCUUGGGGAGGUGGGCAGGAGAAACUAAAGCUAAAAAUUAUGUGAACAGAUUAAAAAGCUUCUCCAGUUGCUCAGAACGAACCACUUUGCAGGCUUCUGCAAUCAUUGGAAAGAAUGCUUCCAGCCACGAUAUUGUAGAAAUACUCACAAGCAGACAGAUCCAUCCCAUAGGAAAGAUUUGUGCACAGUAGAUGCAAUUUCUGAACGCAAGUAGAAAGAGCAACUUGAACCAGCCAGCACAAAAUUCAUUUCGCAAUUUUCUGCAAUUCAGCAAAGCGUCUGGGGUCAGUAACUUGAGAUGAAAACUCAAGGACCUGCUUCCAAAAUUAGACACCGGCAUUAGGAAGUUAGAAACUGUUAGCAACAGUUUCAAAACUCUAAAUGCUGCAAGUCUUUAAUGGAACAUGGUACAAUGGAAGCAAUCUAUACUGUAGCAGCUACAAAAUAGCUGUCUUGAAUGCUCUGCAGUGAAUAGCGCAGUGAUGUUGUCAUAGUUCAAAUGAACCACCUUGCUAAAACAAUCCUUAAGGGAUCAUUUUUAAAAAUCCAGUAAUUUUGUAGAGAUAGUAAGACAACGAAGACUGCGAGCUUAAGUUUCACUGAAACUUGUUUCCAAAUUUGCCCACGUCGGACAGGCACAUAAGCCUGACAAUUCAGUGCUUGCUUUGAAUGUUGAAAUGGCCACAGCAGCUCAUAACACUUUGCUAUGACAUGACUCCUCUGCAGUCAUGUCCUGCAGAUUAUGUUGCUUCUUUUCAUAGAGGCUUUUUUUAUUUUAGACAUGUCCAUUUGAAAAAGAUGAGCAUGGACCGGGAAAUAAUUGUAGCAUGCUCAAAGUCAGACACCUCCAUGAAUGUCCAUAAAUUAUGACACAGAUGCUUUGAGAUAUCAAUUCCAAAUAUGAAAAUACAAAUCUUUCUAGCAAGCUGGCUUCUUGCAUGCACUUGGGCAGAGUGUAGGUUUAAGUAAUAAAUGCUUGCCGUGUUUCCUGUACACCUAGAAUUUAUCCAGUGGUUUGUUUGUUUUUUGUUUCAGGUUGCAUUUGAUGCCGGAAGGAAAACAUAAUUUGCACCUACGCUUUGCAGACGAAUUUAACAGAGUGGUGGAAAAGUUUCUUCUAUGAAAUGUUGCCAGUUGUUACUGAACCACCCUGAGAUCUAUGGGUAUAGAGCAGUGUAGAAAUUCAAUAAAUAAUAAUAAUAAUUGAUAAGCAACAGUUUCUUUGCUGUUCCUACUCAUGGGACGGACAGGAUGAUAAGUCCACUUUAAUUAUCUGGUAUGGGGGAGAGAAAGGGAAUCAAAUUUCUUCCUGUUAUUGCACCAAAGUUGUAACAUGCUUCUCAUGUCAACAGUUUGGCUGUAUCUUAACCUUUCGGGGUUUUUACACUUAAAUGAGCAUUAAAAUCUGCCUUUUGGCUAUUAAGGACUGCUCGUGUUUCUUAGCAACUUUAAAAGGAACAUUGGGAAGUGCAUUAGUUUUAAUAGAUGUACAAUAUGAUCUAUCUUGAAGAAAACAGUCAUUAUUCAGAGCACAUGCCUUUAUAGAGUCCUCAAUAUUUAACACCACACAAAAACCAUUGAACAGUUUGAGUUCAUGACAGAUUCUUAAUGUUUACACAAAAAUGCCACAAAAAACGUGCUUUAUCACUGCUAUCAGAAUCCAUGCCAGCUCUAUUUGUAGUCUUCUUGCUGCUUUCCCCCCUCAUUUUCAAGCUUUUUAUUCUCUUAAAAUGGAAAGGUUUAAAAGCCAGAUUUUUUUUAGGGAACAUGAGACAUACGUCAUUGAGCAAUUAAUACCCCAAAUAUAAUCUAACUAUGGAACUGAAGAUAAACUGUACAACUCAGUGGCAAACUCCUCCCUCUGAAGAAAAAGUUAUCCAUGAAUCAGUCAUGAUUUAAGUAUCUGCAUCCUUUGAGGUAUGCAGCGCAACAACCGCAAAUGUUGCAAUUAAAAUUUAAACUGUCAAACAUCUAACACACAAUUCAGGUUGCAAAUUUCUAUACUGUGCAUUGUGGCAAUACAAGGACAUUUUUUGAGGGCAGGGAAUAUCCAAAAUUAGCUGAGCAUACACCUCUAGAAUUUGGUAGAGCGUCCUUCUCCAACUAGGCCUAGUGGUGGUGUAAUCCAAAACAGAUAGAAGGGCCAGGUUAGGGGAAGCUGCUCUACGAAUUUCUUCUCUUUCAUGCUUGCAAAAUGUGAAGAGGUGUUCUCAGGUUGUUCCUCAAUGGCCUUCCAAACUACUAUUUCUAGAUUCCUGAAUUUUCAAUAUGGCUUGUGUAGCUAGCUUCCUUGUCUAUGGAGCAGCUGAGAAGUCUAUUUCAGAUAACGUUUGAUAUAGGUAACCUCUGCAAAAAUUUAUAACAAUUAUAAAUUUAUAUAAAUUUAUAAUUUUUAUAAAACAGCUGCAGUACAAUGGUGUGAUCAAUAGCUUUCCCAAUUGGCUGAACGACAACAGUUGUCUUAAUAAGGAAGUAAAUAUAUUUUUAAGGGUAAAGUUUACAAAGUUCACUUUCAGCUUCAUAGGACCCAUUUUUCAUUAUUAUGGUGAAAUGCUUUCAUGACCUAUAAAAGUGCUUCCAAAUCAAAGGGUUUGGGCAAUGAGGAAAUCAACAGUGAAAGCACCAAGUUGAACUGAAAAAGCAUGCAGCAGCAGAGCUGAACAGACUGUGCCCCAAAACACUGGCCCCUAAACCACCGCCAUCCUAAGCCUCGUCCUCCUCGCCUUCCUCCUCAAACUCUCCUUGCUCGUCCGCUGUGGCGUCUUGAUAUUGCUGGUAUUCGGAGACCAGGUCGUUCAUGUUGCUCUCGGCCUCCGUGAACUCCAUCUCAUCCAUGCCCUCUCCGGUGUACCAGUGAAGGAAGGCCUUUCGGCGGAACAUGGCCGUGAACUGCUCAGAGAUCCUCUUGAACAGCUCCUGGAUGGCCGUGCUGUUGCCAAUGAAGGUGGCGGACAUCUUGAGGCCUCGCGGAGGGAUGUCGCACACGGCCGUCUUCACGUUGUUGGGGAUCCACUCGACAAAGUAGCUGCUGUUCUUGUUCUGGACGUUCAGCAUCUGCUCGUCCACUUCCUUCAUGGACAUUCUGCCUCGGAAAAUGGCCGCCACCGUCAGGUAGCGCCCGUGGCGUGGGUCACAGGCCGCCAUCAUGUUCUUGGAAUCAAACAAUUGCUGGGUCAGCUCUGGCACUGACACGGCCCGGUACUGCUGGCUUCCGCGGCUCGUGAGGGGAGCAAAGCCGGGCAUGAAGAAGUGCAGGCGAGGGAAGGGCACCAUGUUGACCGCCAGCUUGCGGAGGUCGGCAUUCAGUUGGCCAGGGAACCGCAGGCAGGUGGUGACGCCGCUCAUGGUGGCCGAAACCAAGUGGUUGAGGUCCCCGUACGUCGGAGUGGUGAGUUUGAGUGUGCGGAAGCAGAUAUCGUACAAGGCCUCAUUGUCAAUACAGAAGGUUUCAUCCGUGUUCUCCACCAGCUGGUGGACGGACAGCGUGGCAUUGUAGGGCUCCACCACUGUGUCCGACACCUUAGGGGACGGCAUCACACUGAACGUGUUCAUGAUCCGGUCGGGAUACUCCUCCCGGAUCUUGCUGAUGAGGAGCGUCCCCAUCCCGGAGCCCGUGCCACCACCCAGGGAAUGGGUCAGCUGAAAGCCCUGCAAGCAGUCGCAACUCUCAGACUCCUUCCUUACCACAUCCAGCACAGAGUCCACCAGCUCAGCUCCCUCUGUGUAGUGGCCCUUGGCCCAGUUAUUCCCAGCACCACUCUGGCCUAAAGGAAGAAGCAGAAAUACAAGGAUAAAGAAACAAAUUGGCAAUUAUUGAUUUCUGGUCCAACUGUUCCUCUUAUAAGCCAUGUCCAGCCCCAGCCCACAAAACCAGUUUAUUUUCCUCUGGUUCUCAGAUAUAGUGUUUAAAGACCCAACUCUGGAAAAGUACAUUGGCUCAAAUAUCAUGGGCUUUUGUACCUUUGGCAAUUUGAGGGGUAGGGGAUGAUGAAACUCAGAGGAAGGUCAGAUCUUUCUACCACUUCACCUACUGCAUAUACCUGGAGAUGUGCCACCUUUCUGCCAACUGGCAGAACUAGCCUUGCCCUUGUUUCAGUACAUGAUCAAAAGUUAUAGGGAGAAUGUAUAGGAUUAGUCAAACAUUCCUCAUAGCUGAAUUCAAGUGGCUCCCAGGACAGGCAGAAGAGUCAGCUGUUUUGCAUAGGGAUGAGAUCUGCAGAACAUUUGGAAUGACAAGAUACAUUGCGCUCCUGUCAAGAAGGGAGACUACAGUCACCAAAAGAAUAUUACAUACCAAAGACAAAAUUGUCAGGCCGAAAGAUCUGGCCGAAUGGUCCAGACCGGACCGAAUCCAUUGUGCCAGGCUCCAAGUCCACCAGGACUGCACGGGGGACAUACUUGUUGCCUGCAGGGAGAACAAAAGAAAGAUUUAUGGAUGCAGUGACCUUGUUAAAUUAUCUGCAGUCUACUGUGCUCUUGGCAACCCUCAGCGUUACUCUGAAAAGAAUUUUAUAUCAAGUAGCAGCACUUAUUGUGAACAGAUUUUCAAUGGCAACCGCUGUCAACCGCUAUUCUCUAAGGUAUUUAGUCAGCAAAAUCAACCGUACAAAGAAAGCAGGUUUCUGGCAUCAGCUUCAGAAAACAGGCCUUAAUCAUGCUCUAGCCUCGGUUAUGCCUUUACAUAGCGACACCUUUGUACAAGCCCAGAGGAAAGAAAGCAUCAUUCUCCCCUCGUCUGCCAGGUCUUUCACAUCACCCACUAUCCAGUCCUUUUAACUUGAGAUGCACCUGCUCUACCACUGAACUGGUCCCUCCCCAUAGCCCACCCAGCUAAGUUGUGGCCCAUCAGCUGUUACCGCAAUCCCCUUUGAAAUAAGUCAGGGGUCUUAUUACGUAUCCAAGCACAAUUCAAAGUGUUGGUGCUGAUCUUUAAAGCCCUAAACAGCCUUGGCCCAGUAUACCUGAAGGAGCGUCUCCAGCCCCAUUGUUCAACCUGGACACUGAGGUUCAGCUCCGAGGGCCUUCUGGCAGUUCCCUCCCUGCGAGAAGUGAGGUUGCAGGUAACCAGACAGAGGGCCUUCACGGUGGUGCCCUCCCUGUGGAAUGCCCUCCCAUCAGAUGUCAAGGAAAUAAGCAACUAUCUGAUGUAAGACACCUGAAAGCAGCCCUGCUUAGGGAAAGUUUUUAAUAUUUCAUCUUUUGCCAUGUCUUUAAUGUUCUGCUGGGAGUCGCCCAGAGUGGCUGGGGAAAUACAGCCAUAUGGGCGGGGUAUAAUAAAUUAUUAUUAUCACCCGACAUCUGGUGAUUGGCAGGUGGUACGUCCUGCUCACCUGUCAAGGUUGGCGUGUGUGUGUGUGUGUGUGUGUGUGUGCAUGUGUGCAUAGACCACAGCAGCCAGAGCCACUUCCCCACCUGUACUUCAUAGGUACCCAUGGAAAAUUUUGUCUGCGAAGUUUUAUUAUUACAAGGUUAUUUAUUUUCAAUUGCAGAAAUCAUAAAUAACCUUUGACAUCCAGAAGCAACAAUGUCAAUGUUUCCCCUCCCAAGCAAAAAACCCUGUGUUUGAAAACACAUAAUUAGGGAGCUUAUGGCAGGCAGGCUGCGUCUUAGAACAAAGAAAUUCUUCCCAUUCCCCUCACACAGAAGGAAAUUCUUCUAAGGUGGGGCUAGACACAAAAAUGUGAAUAGCAUCUGUUUAUAAAAAUAAAAAAGGCUCUUUGCAAGAACUGCGUAUUUAUCUGCAGAUUUAAUUAGUUGGAAGCCGUGCAAUCUAUCAAUCAAGAUUUCUGUAAAUGGGCAACAGACUUAUUUCCGGAGGCAGACAGCUAGAAGCACUUCCUUAAAAAGACAAGCGCUCCAUUUUUACCGGCAGCUUCAUUGUAGUAGACGUUGAUCCUCUCAAGCUGCAGGUCGCUGUCUCCAUGGUAGCUGCCUGUCGGGUCAAUGCCGUGCUCGUCGCUGAUGACCUCCCAGAACUGAAAUGGGAAUUUUGCAGAGCAAUUUAGCAAGUGCGACGAGGAAGCAUGGCUUAACACGUGCAGCUGCUGCGGCCACACCUUAGCCACCAUACUGCAAGCACAUGAUCCUCUGCGCCAUGACGAGACAGAUUCCCUUCACACAAAGCAAUGCCAACAGGGCAUAAGAAGGCAGGAUUGUUAAAUUUCACGGAUGGACAUACUGUUGGGGGAGGGCUUGUUUAACAAAGAAAGAAGCCAAUUGGUUUCCGGCUUUGCACCAUCACGCUGCUUCAGAUACAGGCUGCAUCCUUUGCAGAGGGGCGAGGCAACCUAAAAGCUUAUCGUUAUAACUGGAUUGCUGCAACUGUGUGAGACAGAUCUGGCCCCGAUGGAAAGCGAAGGCCUUUAUUGUUUCCCGCAAGAUCUGCCCUAUGAAGCGGCAGGGGAAAAUGGUCUGUGUAUCCGAGGCUUGCGAAAGAGGAGGCGCACCGUAGACAUAACCCCGGGGAGGGUUUUCCUAGUGCUUUGCCUUCCCCCAAUCCUUCAGCUUAAUUCUUAGGUGGCGAUUAAUGCCUUUCAUUUGGAGACGCAAGAGUGGCUGGGGAAACUCAGCCAGAUGGGCGGGGCAUAAAUAGUAAAUUUAUUAUUAAUUAUUAUUAUUAUUCUAAGAAAAGGAAACGACACGGCUGGUCCCCACACACUGGGCUCUUACCAACAAUAGAUCCCCCCCACCAGAUUCCCUUGCCCCCGCUUUCCCAUGAUACCUUGGCUCCAAUCUGAUUCCCGCACUGGCCGGCUUGCAUGUGCACGAUCUCCCGCAUGGCUGCGACUUUGUUUCAGGCGAUCACCCGCUUGCUACCUUCCGGAAAGAAAAAGCUGCGCCUUACACUCUAGACGACAGAAGCAGAAAACAAGGGCGCGCCUCCCCCCUCCCCCCGAGGGCUCCUUUAUAGUGGGAGCGCGUGGCUCCGCCCCUUCCCUUCCCGGCCGGGCGCAGGGCGGGGCUAAAGGCACCUAGAAGCCUCCUUGUCUCUCGCUCACGCCUCCGCUGCUCGCGCCCGAGAGAGGGAGGGGGCGGGGCGGCGGCGGCGGCGGCCUGGAUUUGACCGACCUCGCCCCGAGGCGACCCUAAUAUUGCAAAGCGGGUCCUCGCUGUGCCGGCUUUGGGUCUUUUCAGCGGGGGUUUUAUUUUUGCACCUGCCUGCAGCGGAAACCAUUUUGAUGCGCUCGAAAGUUUUAUUUCCCCCAGAGAGACUGCUGUGGGCCCGGGAGCUCAGUCUAAGGGUUGCGUUUUUCUGCUGCGGUCAGAAAUCUCCGAUUUUUCCCUCCCCCACCCAGCCUUUUCACAUCCUGCUCCAUCCAAUGAGUGGGCAUCGCCGACUAUAAAAGAAUGUGGGAUUGUUAAGAAACGACUCACGCUGCUGGGGAAAUGCCUAGCUGCUGGUUCAUACUACUCUGAUGAAAGAGUGAGAAAAGAGCAGGCUGUAGAGUAGGAAAAGCAGCUGUUUCCCCGAUAACUUGAGGGGGAUUUGGCUGACAAGUGCAGGGCACACAGUCUGCAAGUCCCUUUAUAAGCGAUUUCUUUUAUAUCCCACAAUUCCCUCCUAUCUGUGAAGAAGGGGGUGGUAGCAACCUUGACCAGGUAGUUUGAGACUUAGCCUACCUACCUUUCAAUGCAGUUGUGGAAGCAAUGACAUAAUCAGGCUCCCAUAGCCUUCCUCUUCUGUGUCAAGACUUCCAUCCAAUAAACUAUCCUUAGGAUUGUAGCCCCCUUUUUUUGUUUACUAAUGUGGGGUAAUUGGUCUUUUCACCUUUGGUUGUGACUGAGUGGGACUCUCAGUGGGGAGAUCAGGGGAUUUGGGCUGGGUGUUCAUCAGUAUGCGGAUGAUACCCAGCUCUACCUCUCUUUCAAAUCAGAACCAGUGAAGGCAGUGAAGGUCCUGUGUGAGUGCCUGGAGGCGGUUGGAGGUUGGAUGGCGGCUAACAGAUUGAGGUUGAAUCCUGACAAGACAGAAGUACUGUUUUUGGGGGACAGGAGGCGGGCAGGUGUGGAGGAUUCCCUGGUCCUGAAUGGGGUAACUGUGCCCCUGAAGGACCAGGUGCGCAGCCUGGGAGUCAUUUUGGACUCACAGCUGUCCAUGGAGGCACAGGCCAAAUCUGUGUCCAGGGCAGCUGUUUACCAGCUCCAUCUGGUACGCAGGCUGAGACCCUAUCUGCCUGCGGACUGCCUCGCCGGAGUGGUGCAUGCUCUGGUUAUCUCCCGCUUGGAUUACUGCAAUGCGCUCUACGUGGGGCUACCUUUGAAGGUGACCCGGAAACUACAACUAAUCCAGAAUGCGGCAGCUAGACUGGUGACUGGGACUGGCCGCUGGGACCACAUAACACCUGAGAGAUCUGCAUUGGCUCCCAGUACGUUUCCGAGCACAAUUCAAAGUGUUGGUGCUGACCUUUAAAGCCCUAAACGGCCUUGGUCCAGUAUAUCUGAAGGAGCGUCUCCACCCCCAUUGUUCUACCCGGACACUGAGGUCCAGCACCGAGGGCCUUCUGGCAGCUCCCUCACUGCGAGAAGCCAAGUUACAGGGAACCAGGCAGAGGGCCUUCUCGGUAGUGGCGCCUUCCCUGUGGAACACCCUCCCACCAGAUGUCAAAGAGAACAACAACUACCAGGCUUUUAGAAGACAUCUGAAGGCAGCCCUGUUUCGGGAAGCUUUUAAUGUUUGAUGUAUUAUAGUAUUUUAAUAUUCUUUUGGAAGCCGCCCAGAGUGGCCGGGGAAGCCCAGCCAGAUGGGCGGGGUAUAAAUAAUAAAUUAUUAUUAUUAUUAUUAUUAUUGUGCCCAGAGAGUAACAUGUCAAGGGACUAGUAGAGAUUUUGGAACACACCUGUUGUAUGACUGCCUUUCUUUUUUGUUGUGUAGUGUGCUGUCUCCCCAUUGCCAAUGUUUCUUCCUUCCCUCUCUCUCUCAUACUCUUAGUUCCAUGUGGGUGUGAGCCGAGUGCUCCCCACCUCUGCUGAGGUUCAUGUGCAUCUAUGAUCGUGGCCAUCUCUAGCGCUGUGUGGAGAUGCAGCAUAUUCCUUGGGGCCUCUGGACAGAACAUAGUGUUAUGGGUUUGUGGGGACCAGACUUCCCUAAAUUCCUGGGUCCAGUAAAUGUUAAAAAAUAAGCCAGGCCUGUUUCCUGAUGAGCUAUUUAGAGAACAAAGGGAAGGUAACGAGCCAUUAGGUAAACAAAGAGAGGGAGCUCUGUGUCAGAGGGCAAAUAGAAAGGGCCCCUCCUUCAACUCAGAGUGAAUUUGAAGACAAGGCAGAGUUUGAAGUAGAAUUUCAGAGCAGGCUGUGAUGUGAGCGAGAAACUGGAGAAAAAACAGCAAGUAGAGUGUCAUGGCUGAUUUCUGCUUGAAUCCAAGGCUGCAGCUAUCGGAGAAACAAGACCCUUUUGUGUGUUAAUCGUAUGCUCAGGUUGUGUAUAUAUGUAAAUAAGGGUGUGGGAAUGUUGAGGAAAGUAGGAGAGGACAUAUUGAUUAAGGAUUAUCCCUCCUCACUCAUGCGAGCAGGUAUGACAGGAAGUCCUCCCUGUCUGGAGUAACAUUCCCCUGUGUGUCCACUCUAGGCAACAGGAAAUGUUGUAGUCGAUGGCUUCCGUGAUGAUACAUCCCACAAAAGACACCACAGUCUCUGCUGCGCCUCAUUUCCAGUAGGAAACCCGGACCCUGGGUAAGCGUCUGAAACCCCUGGACUCUCACACCUCUUGGAGAUUGGGGUGACAGGCAACAGUACUUAGCUGCAUAUCUUCUUCUUCUUGGCUGUUUAGCUUCUGUCAGCCAACAUGCCUAGUUUAAGAGCUCAAAGAGGCAUAUUUAAAAGGUUGUGCUUUUAAUCAUUUUAAUAAUUUUUUUAGUCAUAUCGCCUUGGUUUUACUUAUCACAUCUGCUUUCUCUUCAAAAAUAAAUAUUUUUUAUUGAAAGUUUAUUUUCCAGAAUUAUGCUUUCACCAAUAAAAUAAUGCAAUCAUUGGCGUCCCUUCUUCAGCUCCCAUGGUUCAAGUUUCCCAUCAUUACUGCAUAUUCUAUUCUAACCAUCUAAAUCGUCCGCCCCCCCCACUUUAAAUAUUACCUCAGCAUGAUUUUUACUGUUGAAUUUACCUUAAUCCUGCUAGCGUUUUCACUUGUUUACAAUUAUUUCCCCAUAAUUCUCCUAUUCUGCUGGUUAGACCCACUGAUUCUGCAUACUCCCAUCACCUUAACUGCCAUUCUUCUUUCUUUGGAUCUUCUCCCACCCUCCAUUUUAUCCCAUCUGCCUUCUAAUUUCCUGCAUUUUCAAACUUAAAUUACAAAAAAGGCCAUGGAGUCCUGUUGAACAACAAACUAUUUAGUGCUUAUAGACAGCUCUCCUUAAUGAGCUGUUCGAUUUUAAUGAUUUGUUACUUUUUGUUUGCUGAAAUUGCCAGGAGAUGAAAGGUUCCUUUGAGGGAUCACCCAGAAGUCCCUUCUGCCCAAGAGACCAUACCUUGAAAAUCAGCGUAUAUUUUUGCAGCUCUCCUUGGUGUUGUGUGCAAAUUUAUUCCCUGUGCGUACCAAGGGACAAGCACCUCAUUGCCUCUACCCAGGAAAGGCUCUGCACAUCAGCUUUCCUUUGAAGACACCCGCACUUAAUAUCUGAACAUCAGGGACACACGCAGAGAUGUGGCUCUGCAGCACCAUUCCACAUUUGGUGCCUCAUUGCGCGAUGCAUGCAAGAUUCCCGAGAUCCAUGAGCAUCCAUGUGGCAGCAAGGGCAUCUUCCUCCAAAAAAUCAUAACCCCCUUCGUUAAGAAAAAGAGCAAGUUUUUAGCAUGCGUUGUGAGACACUAACCUGCUCCCACCUUCUGGGUUUUCAGCGUUCUAUUUCCAAGUUGUUCAUAAACUAAGCUGUUCUAAAACCAAGGUACUACUGUAUUGCUUAGUUCUUAAGAAUGGAGUACUAAAUCAGUGGAAAUGUGUCAUAGUUUUUUUGUUACUACUAAUGUAUUUUAUAUUUCACUCUGGCCCUCCUGAUGAUUGAAAGGCAAAUUUUUAUAUUCAAAAUGUUUUCACAGGGACAAUGAAAUGUGGUACUUCAAAGGAAAAGAUAAGGACCUGAGGAGAUGGAGGAGUGGUUCUUGGCUGUGUCCCACCCAGCGUGAUCCCUUGUAGGCUGUUGAGAAGAGCAUGAACACUGGUACACUCAGUUCUGUGGAUUGCAGGUGUGAGGCCUGUUGAUCACAGGAUUCCGAACAUGGUAUCGCUUUAGAUUUAGAAAUGCUUUAAGGGAAUUUGGGGAAAGGGAACCUAAUUCCUCUACUGAUGCUCCAGAUGAAAAUACCCCAUUAAAAGUGGUGCCACUCCUCUCUCUCCUGCCCUGCAUUUUACAAAGUUGGUUUCCUUUAGAUGUUCAGUUAACGUGUGCAUGUCACCAAUGCAUCAGAUGCUGGGCUUGACAAAGCCAAAUAGUUGUAGAACUGGAGGAUUUAGGCAAAGGGUCAUCUAGUCAAACCCCCUGCAAUGCAGGAACCACAGCUAAAGAAUCCCAGACAUUGUCCUCACAAGGGAGCUAUUGGGAUGAGAAUUCAAGUUCUGGGUUAAAAAACUGAAUAGAUGACAACCCAGCAGAUUUUGGUCAGCCACCUCCAAACGUGCACAAGGUGAAGAAAGAUGUUUUUGUUAUUGUUGGGGGUAUUAGCAUUGAAAUAUAUAUAUAUUUCAGGGGCUCUUGAGUGUGUUUAGCUCCUUUAAAAAAGAACAAGCAUAGGCCAAAAGGGCUAGUUUAUUAACCCUCAUUUAGAAAGCUGUUUCAGUCCUUUACUACCACAUUUUCCAAAUUCCACCCUGAAUAAGGCAUUUGUUCAUUUAGUACAGGGUUUCCCAAACAUGGGUCGCCAGUUGUUUUUGGUCUACAAUUAUCAUCAUAUCCGACGGCUGAUUCUGCUAGCUAGGGAUGAUGGGAGUUGAAGUCCAAGAGCAACUGGAGACCCAAGUUUGGGAAACACUGCCCCCCCCCCAUAUUCCCAGGGGAGGCAAUUCCAACUGAUCGAUUGCAGGGUAUGAUCCUGAUCGAUCACCCAAAAAGGAAAAAAGAGAAAAAAGCUCAACAACUUUGGUUAAUCCAAUGGGUAGAUCGCUGCCAGUUUUUUAAUAGUUGGAGUACAUCGCAGUCUCUUGGGAGUUGGACAUGCCUGCUCUAGGGAUUGCAGAAAAAUAGGUUCCUGUCCCAGUCCUAGGAAGCUGGUGAAGGAAACCAUAUCUUUCUUUCUUUCUUUUUACCCUGCAGCAGCAGAACAGCAUGAAGGAAAACUCGUCUGUGGAGAGCGAAAGGACAGAUCUUGACUCUUCCUCGGUUAAACAGGCAGGUUCCGCACAUUGUCUCAGCAAAUUAUAUUCGCAGCAGCCACUCCUCCAAGGUUCCAGGUGCCUGUAGUGAUCUGAAGGACAUCCUCAAGUCUUACCAUCACUGGCCGCAAUCUUCUGCGUUCUCAGGAAGCUUCAGAGGCACAGGCCCAAUCUUGUUUUCCUGUAAUUAUGAUAAUCAUUUACCACACCUUCAAGAAAUUGGUUUUAGGCUGAGGUCUUGACUCUCCUCUUUGAAGAUGAGUGUGAUUAGGAUUUUUUUAUAUGUAUAAAAAAACUUGAGUAAAUUAAUUACAAAAGAAAACAAUUCCUCACUAAUGAACAUGGAGUGCAGUUCCUAAAUUGAGUAGUGUUAGACCAGUUACUUAGACACCACCUCUAUUGAGGGACCAUGUGCAGGAAAAAUAAAAUUUGUACUGUAAUUCUUGUUGCAUCAAUUAGGGUUAGAGUAGCAACUUACUUUCAAUGGACAACAGUACUCCUUAAUUUCAGGACAAUUUAGGCUUUAGACUUAUGAUGACACUGUUGAAAACAUGUUUCUUGCCAUUGUCUUCAAAGUAUACUGCAGCUUCCUUAAAUAGGGAUGUGGAUUCUGUGAGCUUCCAAGUGAUGUUGGACUAAAACUCCCACUCGCCAUUCUCCCUGGGGCUGAUGGGAGUUGGAGUCCAACAACAUCUGGAAGACUAAAGGUCCCUCGUCACUCAAUUAGGAAACACACCAAGAAGCCUGACAAUCAACAUUAUCUUUUAACAUAGUGUUACCACCCCAAGGAGAGCAUAAUGAUCUAAAUAUUUUACAAAUUGUGUAGAGGUGUUCUCAGGUUGUUCCUCAAUGGGAUCCAAACUACUAUUUCUAGAUUCCUGAAUUUUCAAUAUGGAAUGUGUAGUUAGCUUCCUUGUCUAUGGAGCAGCAGAGAAGUCUUUAUUUCAGAUCAAUUAUAAGUAACCUCUGCAAAAAUUUAUAAUAAUUAUAAAUUUAUAUGAGUUUACAAUGUAUAUAAAUUUAUAAUUUUUAUAAAACAGCUGCAGUACAAUGGUGUGAUCAAUAGCUUUACACAUACAGCUGAAGGACAACAGUUGUCUUAACAAGGAAGGAAGUAUAUUCUUAAGGGUAAAAGUUACAAAGUUUACUUUUAGCCCCAAUUUAAAGUGUGGAGAGCACCCACUUUUCAUUAUUAUGUUGAAAUGUUUUCACGACCUAUAAAAGUGCUUCCAAAUCAAAGGGUUUGGGCAAUGAGGAAAUCAACAGUGAAAGCACCAAGUUGAACUGAAAAAGCAUGCAGCAGCAGAGCUGAACAGACUGUGCCCCAAAACACUGGCCCCUAAACCACCGCCAUCCUAAGCCUCGUCCUCCUCGCCUUCCUCUUCAAACUCUCCUUGCUCGUCCGCUGUGGCGUCUUGAUAUUGCUGGUAUUCGGAGACCAGGUCGUUCAUGUUGCUCUCGGCCUCCGUGAACUCCAUCUCAUCCAUGCCCUCUCCAGUGUACCAGUGCAGGAAGGCCUUUCGGCGGAACAUGGCCGUGAACUGCUCAGAGAUCCUCUUGAACAGCUCCUGGAUGGCCGUGCUGUUGCCAAUGAAGGUGGCGGACAUCUUGAGGCCUCGCGGAGGGAUGUCGCACACGGCCGUCUUCACGUUGUUGGGGAUCCACUCGACAAAGUAGCUGCUGUUCUUGUUCUGGACGUUGAGCAUCUGCUCGUCCACUUCCUUCAUGGACAUUCUGCCCCGGAAAAUGGCCGCCACCGUCAGGUAGCGCCCGUGGCGCGGGUCACAGGCCGCCAUCAUGUUCUUGGAAUCAAACAAUUGCUGGGUCAGCUCUGGCACCGACACAGCCCGGUACUGCUGGCUUCCGCGGCUCGUGAGGGGAGCAAAACCGGGCAUGAAGAAGUGCAGGCGAGGGAAUGGCACCAUGUUGACCGCCAGCUUGCGGAGGUCGGCAUUCAGUUGGCCAGGGAACCGCAGGCAGGUGGUGACGCCGCUCAUGGUGGCCGAAACCAAGUGGUUGAGGUCCCCGUACGUCGGAGUCGUGAGCUUGAGAGUGCGGAAGCAGAUAUCGUACAAGGCCUCAUUGUCAAUACAGUAGGUUUCAUCUGUGUUCUCCACCAGCUGGUGGACGGACAGCGUGGCAUUGUAGGGCUCCACCACCGUGUCUGACACUUUAGGGGACGGCAUCACGCUGAAUGUGUUCAU